GCUAACGGUUUCCGGUAGUGGUAGCCCCCCGAGGGUGGGAGAAAAGAGACGCCGCGUCCCGAAACCCCGAACCUUUAGAACAAGAUGAUGGGCUUCGGGGCGUCCGCGUUAGAGUCCAUUGAAAGCGAAGAGGCCCUGGAGGUCCCGGGGCCACCCCCGGAGCCGCGAGCCCCGGAACCCCGAGCCCCAGAGCCCGAGCCGGGCUUGGACUUGAGCCUUAGCCCGAGCCCGCUGCCCGAGAGUCCGAAGCCGCGGAAGAGCAGCCCGGGUCAGCGGAAGGGGCGGCGGGGCGGUAGCCGGAGGCGGCGGCAGGUUCGUUUUCAACUGGCGCCGCCCUCCCCGGUGCGGUCCGAGCCGCUGCUGGCGGCCGGUGCACCGGGCGACGAUCAUGAGCUGGAGGCACCGGCCCUGCAGAGCAGCCUGGCUUUGAGUCUGGAGCUGCAGAACGCGCGCGCCGCUGUUACCAGCGGCCAGUUUGAUGCCUCCAAGGCGGUGGAGGAGCAGCUGAGAAAGUCGUUCCAGACCCGCUGUGCCCUGGAGGAGACCGUGGCGGAGGGGUUGAACGUGCCGCGCUCUAAGCGACUCUACCGAGACCUGGUGAGUCUGCAGGUGCCCGAGGAGCAGGUUCUGAACGCGGCGCUGAGGGAGAAGCUGGCGAUGCUGCCACCGCAGCCCCGAGCUCCGCCCCUGAAGGAGGUGCUCGGGCCGGGGCCAGACAUGACCAUGCUGUGCAACCCAGAUUCUCUGUGGUCCGAAUCUCCGCACUUGACAGUGGACGGGCUGCCGCCACUAAGGCUUCAAGCCCGGCCCCGCCCUUCAGAAGAUACCUUUCUCAUGCAUCGGAUGCUGAGGCGCUGGGAAGCGUAGCCCUAACUCUGGAAUGCUAGUCUGUAUUUUUGUUAGUUUUUUUUUUUUAAUAGAAUAAAAUGUUUUCCUCCCU
Mus caroli (Ryukyu mouse) is the source of this 940-nucleotide messenger RNA. RefSeq names its product protein phosphatase 1 regulatory subunit 35 (gene Ppp1r35). Gene Ontology annotation, cellular component: centriole. The record is from RefSeq and is a predicted model, not a curated record. Lineage: Eukaryota; Metazoa; Chordata; Mammalia; Rodentia; Muridae. Gene Ontology annotation, biological process: negative regulation of phosphatase activity; positive regulation of cilium assembly; positive regulation of centriole elongation. Gene Ontology annotation, molecular function: phosphatase binding.